Acanthoscelides obtectus is the source of this 2838-nucleotide messenger RNA. Lineage: Eukaryota; Metazoa; Arthropoda; Insecta; Coleoptera; Chrysomelidae. The record is from the annotation of a GenBank genome assembly.
AUGAUUUGGGGGUUUCACUUGUCGCUUGUCCCAGGGUUGGAGGUGCCGCUUGCCCCACAAUUUUGGAGUGCCGCUUGCUGCUUACUCCACGAUCUUGGGGGUGCCGCCAAAUCACACAUCACGCUUAAUGAUAGGAUCUUUCAGGUGUCAGCAGCAGGAGCAGCAACGAUGGCGAUGGCGACUGAUACCGCUAUGCUGAUGCGUUGUGUCGAGCUGCCCAUGCCGUACCAUUGUCCAUCAUCAGUGGUUCUUCGGUUGCGCGCGCGAUAUCCUACCUGCUACCUUCGGAAGUACGUGCUACAAGUGACACCGGGAAGUGACCGGGUGAGAUUUGGGAGAAUUGACAAUCACUGGCUGCAUAUGAUUUCACCAAGAGCAGAAGCCAAAUGGCAGCAAUGGUACGAAGAAGUUGAAUCAGAUGUAGGGUCUGAGUUAGACAUAAAUGACGCUGCCUCUGAACACAGUUUGCAUGAUACUAACACGGAGCAAUCCUCGGACUCUGAUGACGAGGAUAUUUGUUUACCUUUAUCUCUAUCUGCUUUGAAGAAAAUACUGCAUUUCACUGGAAAGGAUGGCACACCAUGGAAAAACUAUACCAAGACGCGCAUUCAUUACAUCUUUGGCAAAAGAGCUUAUAAGACCACACAUGAUGAAACGAGCUCCCCUUACAAAUAUUUCUUUUCCUCUUGGACAAAAAAUUCGAUCGAUUACUGGCAUUCAAAAGAAAAAUACACCCCCACAGAAUCCAGAGCAGAAACCAAGGUGAUCAUGAGGCACUCAGGCCUAGUUGGUCUGUUCAUGCUAUGUCUGGCUACGGUGUCUACAAUGCCUUCGGACACCGUCACCUCAAGGUAUCCAGAAUACACUAGGUUCCUUUUAGAUCCUUUAUCAAAUUUAUUGCGCCCUAAUACCACUUCGUCUCUUAUUUUAAGCGAUACUCCCAGGGAGAUCUCAAAACACAACCCUAUUAUCAAAAAUAAUAAGUCUAGAUUAAGAAAACAUAAAAACAAGAUCAAAGGUAACUUGGUAGUCAAAGGUACCAAUAGAGUAAAUGUUAUUUCCGACACAAGUAAAAAUUCGAAUCACAAAGUAGUUACUAUGAAACCUAUUCGUAUACAGUUGACUACACGUCAUAUCACGACAAGUAACCCGCUCGUUAGUACAACUAUGAAUAGUAGCACUUUGUACAAAAACAAGAACAAUACGACAUUUCCAACUGAUGCACCGUUCAGGCUCAAGGUUACAAAGCCCGACGAGUAUCUAAAUGGUACAUCAAUAACACCAACUUUCAUUAAAGUCACUACAAAAACUAAAGAAAGGUCAACAACUCCUUUCCCUUUGGUAUCCUUAAAAUCUACAAGCAAUAACAUUUACACAAAAUGGUCGGAUGAGCCUAACUACAAUGAGGUGAAACAAAACUGGUACGAAGAAGGAGUGCCUUACCCUAGCCCUAAUCCCGAAAUUAAUUCCCCUUCGCCUAGUGUGUCUUUGAGUGAGCUGAGCUCGGUAACUCCGUCUUUGGUUAGUCAAGAAAGCUCCAGUCCAAUAGAAGGUGCUGUAGCAAACGAUGCAUUUCCAAGUGUCAGUCCUUCUCCUGAAAUCAGUUCUUAUUCUCCUCAAUAUUCUAUUGCUGAUGCUGUUCCUUCAGCAAUACCAGAAACAUCUGCUAGCGAUUCUGUUGGCUCUGCUGCUUUGGAUGCAGCUAGUUCCAAUCCAAUAAGUGUCUUCAACCUGGAUAUGAUUCCGGAUGCUACUAGAAUAGGGGAAGGUGCGGGAUCACCGUGCCCCACAGUUCAUAUUUCUAGUUCUCUGUUUGGGAUUCCACAGCAAAGGCAAGCGCCAGACUGUUCUGAUUUAAGUCUGACAAUCAAUUCCCACAUUCACCAAAAUCCUGGUAAUACCAGGACCCCAGAAACAUACCAGGCUGCUGGAGAUCCUGCAGGAGGAGCUCCUGUCGAAGAAGCUGCAGAUCCGGCUACUUCUGUAGGUACAGCGCAAGAUGCACCUAUAGGAGCAGCACAAGAUGCUCCCGAAGCAUCCAAUCCUGCAUCGGCUAACACAGGUGGCAUUCCAGGCGCCCAAUCUGGUGGCACUGGUGGAAACGGUGGUAAUGGAGGGGAUGGUGGUGACGGAGAUGAUGGUGGGGGGUGGAAAUUCCCAGAUUUGAAGGGGCUCUUCGAUGCCCUUGGGCAUCUAUGGCCCAUACUCAAUCGUUUGCUGAGUUUCUUCAAGAACCCUUACUUAUACGUUGUACCGAUGGCGUUAGCCUUCAUACUCGGUUUUAUCAAAAUAAUCGCUUUGUUUCCAUGGUGGAUACCAUUGUUGGUCUUCUAUGUAGGUCUGAAGUCUGCAAAGAAACCUACGCAGCAGAUUGCAAUCUACAAGCACGUCCAUAAACCAGUAUAUCAUCCAGAUGGGUGGUUUUGGAAUCACCAGACUAAAACAUGGACGAACGUUGCAGAAGUGGGCCUUCAUAAAAAGGAUGCGGAUGUUAACAGUAUUGAUGCUAGGAUAGAUAAACUGUUCAAUGGUCACUACAACAAUUCUACUCGUAAUAAAACCAGCAAAAGGGGUGUUAACAGUAUAGAAGCCAGGAUUGACAAACUAUUGAGUAGUACGAAUAUCAGCAAUUUUAAUACGACCAGAAAAGAGGAGGCGAAUACAGAGUUGGAGAUGGAGGCGAUGUUAAAGGGAGAGAUACCGAGCAGACAAUCUCUACAAAGGACCCCACCCCAUGGGCAGGAGGAGCAGAGAAAGAGGAAGGAGUCGUGUGCGGGGAUAUUAGAAUUCGAGUCCCCGGAGGACGUUAGUAAGACGGUAAGGGAACUGGGAAAAUGA